CGCCGCCGCUUUCCCGCUGGCCGCCGACUCUAAACGCGGAGGGGAGCGUCUGGCGACUGGAAGUUUCUCUGACGCUUCAUGUUCAAGAUGAAGUUCGUAUUAGCAGUUUUCUUUUUCAUCUCAUUCUCCUUAUGGGUUGAAGAAGUCUAUUCCAAAGAGAAGUCUUCAAAGAAAGGAAAAGGGAAAAAGAAGCAGUACCUAUGUCCAUCCCAGCAAUCAGCUGAAGAUCUUGCAAGAGUACCAGCUAAUUCUACCAGCAAUAUCUUGAAUAGACUAUUGCUCAGUUAUGAUCCCAGGAUAAGGCCUAAUUUCAAAGGAAUUCCAGUCGAUGUUGCAGUCAACAUCUUCAUUAAUAGCUUUGGGUCAAUUCAAGAGACAACUAUGGAUUAUAGAGUCAACAUCUUUCUAAGACAGAAGUGGAAUGACCCCAGGCUCAAACUUCCUAAUGACUGGAGAGGUUCAGAUACUCUGACAGUGGACCCAACUAUGUUUAAAUGUCUUUGGAAACCAGACUUAUUCUUUGCAAAUGAAAAAAAUGCUAACUUCCAUGAUGUCACACAAGAAAAUAUUCUUCUUUUUAUAUUCCGGGAUGGAGAUGUCCUAGUCAGCAUGAGAUUGUCUAUUACACUGUCAUGCCCUUUGGACUUGACCUUAUUUCCUAUGGAUACACAGCGCUGCAAGAUGCAAUUGGAAAGCUUUGGUUACACAACUGAUGACUUACGGUUUAUCUGGCAGUCUGGAGAUCCUGUCCAGCUAGAGAAAAUUGCUCUGCCUCAGUUUGAUAUUAAAAAGGAGGAUAUCGAAUAUGGUAAUUGCACCAAGUAUUAUAAAGGCACAGGUUAUUACACUUGUGUAGAAGUAAUCUUCACUUUAAGAAGACAAGUUGGAUUUUACAUGAUGGGUGUUUAUGCUCCUACACUGCUAAUUGUUGUUCUAUCCUGGCUGUCAUUUUGGAUCAAUCCUGAUGCAAGUGCUGCAAGAGUCCCACUGGGUAUUUUCUCAGUACUCAGCUUGGCAUCUGAAUGUACCACUCUUGCUGCCGAACUUCCCAAAGUGUCUUAUGUGAAGGCCUUAGAUGUCUGGCUGAUUGUUUGCCUUCUCUUUGGGUUUGCAUCUCUGGUGGAGUAUGCAGUCGUUCAGGUAAUGCUAAACAAUCCAAAGAGAAUUGAAGCUGAAAAAGCAAAGAUUGCCAAAGCAGAGCAAGCGGAAGGGAAGGGUGGAAAUGCUGCCAAGAAGAACACAGUGAAUGGCACAGGGACUCCUGUCCACAUCAGCACUUUACAGGUUGGUGAGACCAGAUGCAAAAAAGUUUGCACUUCGAAAUCUGAUUUGAGAUCCAAUGAUUUCAGCAUCGUUGGAAGCUUGCCAAGGGAUUUUGAAUUGUCGAAUUAUGACUGUUAUGGGAAGCCCAUAGAAGUCAACAAUGGGCUUGGGAAAUCUCAAGCCAAGAACAACAAGAAACCUCCUCCUCCCAAGCCUGUCAUUCCAUCAGCAGCAAAGAGAAUCGAUCUUUAUGCAAGAGCACUGUUCCCUUUUUGCUUUUUGUUCUUCAACGUCAUAUACUGGUCCAUAUAUUUAUGA
Molecule: messenger RNA, 1581 nt
Organism: Calypte anna (Anna's hummingbird)
Lineage: Eukaryota; Metazoa; Chordata; Aves; Apodiformes; Trochilidae
Gene: GLRB
Product: glycine receptor beta
Exons: 10
Coding region: 79-1581 (500 amino acids)
Biological process (GO): nervous system process; chemical synaptic transmission; regulation of membrane potential
Cellular component (GO): neuron projection; postsynaptic membrane; synapse
Molecular function (GO): transmembrane signaling receptor activity; extracellularly glycine-gated chloride channel activity; neurotransmitter receptor activity
Source: RefSeq, a predicted model, not a curated record